GAUAACUCAGUCGAGUUCGAGUAUUCGUGGAUGCACCUCAUUUUAUCUAAAUCAUCAAUUAAAACAUAUAUUUAUAUAAAAUAUAUCACUCUGAUUAUGUCCAGAUAUUUAACAUCCUAUUAUUAACAAUUUUUGAAACCCAUCUGUCAAACCUGACAGCACUUUGUCAGCCGACUCAAAACAAAAAAUUUGAAAAAAAAUCCGUGUUACGAAAUUUGGUGUUUAAUUUUUUGAAAAUAUUUUUGAAAAAAAACCAGUUAAAUGUCUGAAGAAACGCAACAGGUUGAGCUGCAGAGCGAGACGAACGGAGAAGUCCCGAAAAUGGAGAAAAGUGAAAAGAGUCCGGAGAAACCGGCGGCCAGCGGAGCGUCUUUUGGAGCGACUUUCAAAAAGUUUUCGAAAUUCGGAGACACUAAGAGCGAUGGCAAGACCAUUACGCUCAGCCAAAGUGAUAAGUGGAUGAAACAGGCCAAGAUUUUUGAUAAAAAAAUAACCACUACGGACACGGGGAUACAUUUUAAGAAACAGAAAUUGAUGAAAUUAAACAUGGAACAGUACAAAACAUUCCUCGAGGACUUGGCGAAAACUAAAAAAGUCGAAUUAUCUGAAAUAAUGAACAAGAUGGCGAGUUGUGGAGAUCCCGGUGUGAGCUCUUCCGUCUCCAUCGCCGGAAAAGCUUCAUCGACCGUCGACAGACUUACCGACGUCUCCAAGUACACGGGCUCCCACAAGCAGCGUUUCGACGAAUCCGGAAAGGGCAAAGGGAUUUCCGGUCGAAAGGACGUCCACGAUGGCUCCGGAUACGUCCAAGGAUACCAACAUAAAGACACUUACAAUAAACAGUAGUCUCAUUCAAAUUUUCUCCUCAUCAAUCACUCACACUUCCCAUCAAAUUUUCCAUAUAUCAAAAUAUAUAUAAAUAUAAAUAUAUAUAAAAAAAAAAUCAAAUGUCAUUUUUGACAGUUUAAAAUAAAUUUUCAAAUUCAUCAUGAAUAAUUACUUUUUUUUUACAAUAAAAAAUUUUAAUGUUUCAGGUAUGAAUCAUACUGUUUAAAUAUAUACAUAUAUAUAUUAUUAUAUUGCACAAAAAAAUUUUAAUGCAUUUCAAUAAAACAUUUAUUUAACAUA
Messenger RNA from Microplitis mediator, 1128 nucleotides. It is a transcript of the gene ringer, whose product is annotated as tubulin polymerization-promoting protein homolog. Gene Ontology annotation, molecular function: tubulin binding. NCBI's taxonomy places the organism in Eukaryota, Metazoa, Arthropoda, Insecta, Hymenoptera, Braconidae. The transcript has 4 exons. Gene Ontology annotation, biological process: microtubule bundle formation; microtubule polymerization; positive regulation of protein polymerization. The coding region runs from base 262 to 846 and encodes 194 amino acids. Gene Ontology annotation, cellular component: microtubule. The record is from RefSeq and is a predicted model, not a curated record.